Molecule: messenger RNA, 641 nt
Organism: Chelonus insularis
Lineage: Eukaryota; Metazoa; Arthropoda; Insecta; Hymenoptera; Braconidae
Gene: HINT1
Product: histidine triad nucleotide binding protein 1
Exons: 2
Coding region: 52-522 (156 amino acids)
Biological process (GO): purine ribonucleotide catabolic process
Cellular component (GO): nucleus; cytoplasm
Molecular function (GO): hydrolase activity
Source: RefSeq, a predicted model, not a curated record
UUACAAUAACAAAAUUGAUUACUACUAGUGAUUAUUAUUAAUGUAUUGAUAAUGAUAUUAUUAAAGUCAAUCUUGAAAUUUUCUAAAUAUAUAAUAAAUAAAAAUUUAUAUCAACCGGCAAGUUUUUUGCCUAUACGAAAAAUGGCGUCUGAAGUAGAAAAAGCUCAAUCCGCAGCUCCUGCUGAUGAUACGAUUUUUGGAAAAAUACUUCGCAAGGAAAUUCCUUGCACAUUUAUUUAUGAAGAUGAUCAGUGUGUUGCAUUUAAUGAUGUGAAUCCUCAAGCCCCAAAACAUUUUCUUGUCAUACCUCGUAAACCAAUUGCUCAGCUAUUUACAGCAGAAGAUGGAGAUGAGGCUUUAUUAGGACAUCUAAUGAAUGUAGCACGAAAAGUCGCAAAACAGGAAGGCCUUGACAAUGGUUUUCGUCUUGUAAUAAAUAAUGGUAGAGAUGGAGCUCAAUCAGUAUAUCAUUUACAUUUGCAUGUUCUUGGAGGAAGACAGAUGCAGUGGCCACCUGGUUAAAGUAUUAAUAUCUAUCUAUUAUAUAUCAUUCUUAUUAAAAAAGUAAAAUAUUACCAAUUAUACAAUAUAAUAAUGCAUCAAAUAAAAAUAAAUCUUUUUAUUAGUUAUUAUCAUUAAAA